Molecule: messenger RNA, 1334 nt
Organism: Thamnophis sirtalis
Lineage: Eukaryota; Metazoa; Chordata; Lepidosauria; Squamata; Natricidae
Source: RefSeq, a predicted model, not a curated record
AAAACACCUGAAAGCAGGACAAGAAUCAAUGGAUGGAAACUAAGGAGAAAUUUCCUAACAAUUACUUGUGAGAUUCAUUAAUUAAUUGUGAGAACAAUUAAUCAGUGGAAGGGGUUGCCUUCAGAAGAACUGGAGGUUUUUAAGAAGAGACUGGACAGCCAUUUCUCCUACUUGAGCAAGGGACUGGACUAGAAAGACCUCCAAGGUCCCUUCCAACUAGGUUAUUCUAUGCUGAUAGUGGCAGUUUUCCCAUAUGUUGCUGGAAAGUGUGAGAACUUAUUUGCUCUGUGCUUUUUCAACAACGACUGCCCACGUUUAACCUUAUUGCAGCCAUGAGACAAACCUCUAAUUCACUGAAAUCCAAAGUUGAACUUUUCAAGAUGCCUGUGUAUUAAAUAGCUAAGCCCAGUGAGACCACCGCUUCUAUUCUUCUGGGCCUCUUGAGAGAAAUGUGUACUGUGAGCCUGUUCAGUUUUGUUUUUCCUCCCGCAAUGUGCAGGAUAGAUUAGGAUGGCAAUUAUUAGGGAUUUGAGUUCCCUAUAUUCUUCCUCUGGAUGAUGAUCUCUCUUGGGAAUUAUCUGGAUGAUGAUCUCUCUUGGAAAUAUUAAUUCUCUCUCAGAGGUGCCCUCUGGAGCCUCCUUGUGCCGCAAGCUGUUUGGGGCCUGGACAUUCUGUGUUCCUUACCUCUUCCUGCUUCUCUCCCCACAGGUGGUUUUUGGGAAGAAACUGCCAGCCUUUUCAACAAUCAUACUCAGCCAGUUACAACAUGAGAAGAAAUAUGACAUCUAUUUUACUGAUGGAAAGAUUUAUGCUCUCUAUAGGAAACUCCUGCAACACGAAUGCCCUCUGUGCACGGACUCCCGGGCUUUUCCCACCAUUGUGGACCUGGAGCAGCACAUGAGGAAGCAGCAUGAGCUCUUUUGCGGCAAGCUCUGCGGGAAGCACCUGAAGAUCUUUACAUACGAGCGCAAGUGGUAUUCCCGCAAGGAUCUUGCUCGGCACAGAAUCCACGGAGAUCCCGACGACACAUCUCACCGGGGGCACCCCUUGUGUAAAUUUUGUGACGAGCGAUAUUUGGAUAAUGAUGAGUUACUAAAGCACCUGAGGAGAGACCACUAUUUCUGCCACUUCUGUGAUUCUGAUGGAGCUCAAGAAUAUUACAGGUCUGUGACUCCAGCUGACCCCUAAGAUUGACGCUAGAAAGUAAGAAAGAAGAGGCAGCUGCUUCCUUAAUGCACUGAACUCUAGAAAGGAGAAGGCACAGCAUAAUCAGUCUUGUAAUAUUUGCCAUAUUUAUUGAGCCAGUCUCAAUAAACAAGAGAUUUAGCCUUCUG